CUUCCCAACGCAGACGUCAACUGGGGCUCCUCCAUGCAAGCCAGCUCGUACAACAUGGCCCUCAACUACUCAGUGGGGCUGAGCGAAGUGGACGAGCACAUCAAGAACUACAGACCGCAGUGCCUGGUGCUGACCGGCCCUCCCAAUUUCCGCCCGGCCCUGGUAGACUUCGUGGGGACGUUCACCAAGAAUCUCAGCCUGAUGCUCUGUGGCAACGUGCUGAUCGGACCGUGGAAGCAGAAGAUGCCGGAGUCCUGGCUGACGGCAGAUGGCCACACCAAAUGGCUUCUGAAGAGGAAGAUCAAAGCUUUCUACACGGACGUGGUGGCUGAGGAUCUGAGAAGUGGCGUCCAAAUGCUCAUCCAGGCUGCCGGCCUCGGGAAGAUGAGACCCAACAUCCUGGUGCUGGGCUACAAGAGGAACUGGCAGACGGCGUCCCCGCAGAGCCUGGAGGACUACGUGGGCAUCCUGCACGACGCCUUUGAUUUCAAGUAUGGCGUGUGCUUAAUGAGAAUGAAGGAAGGGCUGAACGUUUCCCGAGUGCUGCAGGCUCACGUUAACCCCAUGUUCGAGGCAGCGGAGCACCCUGAGGAGAACGGCACCGGUGGCAGAGCAGCCGUGGGCACAGUGGACCCCACUGCCUUGGCUGGCGAGCAGCAGGCGAGCACCAUCUUCCAGAGCGAGCAGGGCAAGAAGACCAUCGACAUUUACUGGCUCUUCGAUGACGGAGGUCUCACGCUGCUCAUCCCCUACCUCCUGGGACGCAAGAAGCGGUGGGGAAAGUGCAAAAUCCGGGUGUUUGUCGGCGGGCAGAUCAACAGGAUGGACGAGGAGAGGAAGGCNNNNGUCUCUCUGCUCAGCAAGUUCCGCCUCGGCUUCCAUGAGGUCCACAUCCUCCCCGACAUCAACCAGAAACCCCGACCAGAGCACAUCAAGAGGUUCGACGACCUGAUCGCUCCCUUCAGGCUGAACGACGGCUUCAAAGAUGAGGUCACGGUGAAUGAGAUGAGGCAGGGCUGUCCCUGGAAGAUUUCUGAUGAGGAGGUCGAUAAAAACAGAGCCAAGUCGCUCCGACAAGUGAGGCUGAAUGAGAUUUUGCUGGAUUAUUCGCGGGACGCAGCGCUCAUAGCCAUCCUCUACAUGGCCUGGCUCGAGACCCUCUCACAGGACCUGAGACCUCCCAUCAUCCUCACCCGAGGAAACCAAGAGAACGUGCUGACCUUUUACUGUCAAUAA
Molecule: messenger RNA, 1236 nt
Organism: Cariama cristata (Red-legged seriema)
Lineage: Eukaryota; Metazoa; Chordata; Aves; Cariamiformes; Cariamidae
Product: solute carrier family 12 member 3-like
Exons: 12
Biological process (GO): cell volume homeostasis; potassium ion import across plasma membrane; chloride transmembrane transport
Cellular component (GO): membrane
Molecular function (GO): sodium:potassium:chloride symporter activity
Source: RefSeq, a predicted model, not a curated record